AUGUUUGUCUGGGGGUCGGGUUACUCUGACCCGCUGCAAUUGGCGGCAGCGGGCGUUUUCGUUUUAAACAUCUCCCUCUCCUCCAUUCGGGGCAGCUGAUUGCGGGGAUAAUUCUGCGCGAUUUUCCGUUCGGAGCGCGGAGGAGAGGGAAGAUCAGCGGAUUUGCUCAGCAAAAAGGACACAAAAUGUGCCAACGUGCAAUCCACUGUAAACAAUGAAAUUGCAGGCGGCUUCGGCUCUAAUCCGAUGGAUCCCAGAGCCCGCUUCUCCUGAGCGAUGCAUUUCGGGAUCUGCGGGAGGAUGCGUGCAGUUACUAGCUGGAUUUUAAGCGGCGGUGCGGGUUAUUUCAGGGGCGGCUGAGAGCGCUGGAGAUCGCCUAGAUGGACGUCGCGGAGAGACCGGUGUAGCGGUGCCGAGAAGCGGCGUGGGUCGGCGGGUAGGGCUGGCGAUGUGAAUCCUGCCUGCCCGCCCCUGCGCCCAGCGAAGUGACUCCGCUUUGGGGCCGCCCGAGGCGGGAUUGGUUGGCGUCGCCGCGGUCUCUGUGGCUGUGCCGCGGAGGGAGCGCUCGUCGGGGCGGCCCGGGCAUGGCUCGGCUGGCGGCGGCUGCCUGACGGGCGGAGCGGGGCGGGAGCCAUGUACCUCCUGGACAGCAGCGAGCCGCCCUCCGCCGCCUCCCCCGAGAGGAUGCAGCGGGGGACCCCGCAGCGGAAAACCGUCUACCGCAUCUCGGUGACCAUGGUGAAGAAGGAGCUGCUGGCAGCCGAGGGCAGCGCGCCCGGCCCCGGCCCCGGCCUGGAGCCGCCUCGCCCCCGGCGGCGGGCAGGGGCCCCGCCGGGCUCCGCCAGCCUGACUCGCGCGGGGCUCUUGCUGGAGGAGGCCGAGGAGGAGGGCGAGGAGCUGCCGCCCAGUCCCGGCGGCUUCCGCCCCUUCCGGACGCUGAGCACCGGGCAGCUGGAGCUGGGCCGGCUGCAGGUGGCCAGGCGCGCGGGGCGCCGCUUCCCGCCCGAGCUGGCCCGCAGGUGGCCGGGGCCGGCGGGGAACGGGAGCAGCCCCCCGCCGGGGCCGGGGCCGGGCGCGGGUCCCGGGGCGCCCCCGGAGGACGGGCCCGCGGCGCGCCCGGCGGAGGCUGAACCGGGGCUGCGGCGGAGCUGCAGCUUCCGGCACUGGGGCGGCGGGGAGCUGGCGCGGGCCCUCUGCCGGGACAAGCGCCACAGCAGCUCGGGCUGCCUGGCCGCGCCGCCCGGGCCCGCGGCCGCCGGGGCCGAGCCGCCGGCGCCCGGCGCCGAGAAGCGCAACACGCUGGACGUGGGCGAGGUCCUGAGCAAGGCGGAGCCGCUGGAGCGCUGGGAGCGCGGCAAAGGCAAGAACCGGACCCUGGAUAACAGCGAUCUGCAGCGGCUCUCCGAGCGCCUGGGCCGGGGCAGCGCCGCCUCCCACGAGCACAGGCUGCUUCGCUUCUUCAGCGGCAUCUUCACCCGCAGGGGCGGCACCUCCACCCCCUUCGGCAGCCCCGGCGGCCGCUCCCCCAGGCCCAGGGGCUACUUCAGCAGCCUCCGGAGAGCCCCCGCGGAUGCGCAGUCCAGCAGCGAGAGCAUCAACGGCUCGCCCCACAAAGAUGCUUUUGUAAAUAGCCAGGAGUGGACACUAAGUCGAUCUGUACCAGAGCUGAAAGUGGGAAUUGUGGGGAAUUUAGCUAGUGGCAAGUCUGCACUUGUGCACCGGUAUCUGACUGGCACGUAUGUCCAGGAAGAAUCACCUGAAGAUAUGGAUGCAGGUGGGAGAUUCAAGAAAGAGAUAGUAGUUGAUGGACAAAGCUAUCUGCUGCUGAUUAGAGAUGAAGGGGGCCCUCCAGAGGCACAGUUUGCCAUGUGGGUCGAUGCUGUUAUAUUUGUCUUCAGCUUGGAAGACGAAAUAAGCUUCCAGACAGUUUACCACUACUACAGUCGUAUGGCUAACUAUCGUAACACUAAUGAAAUCCCAAUGGUACUAGUGGGAACCCAGGAUGCUAUAAACUCUAAUAAUCCACGUGUUAUUGAUGAUGCCAGAGCAAGAAAGCUGUCGAACGAUUUGAAGAGAUGCACUUACUAUGAAACCUGUGCUACUUACGGGCUGAAUGUGGAAAGGGUCUUCCAAGAUGUUGCCCAGAAGAUUGUGGCAACAAGGAAGAAACAGCAGCUUUCAAUAGGCCCCUGCAAAUCUUUACCAAACUCUCCAAGUCACUCGUCUGUGUGUUCUGCCCAGGUUUCUGCUGUACAUAUCAGCCAGACCAGUAAUGGAGGAGGGAGCUUAAGUGAUUAUUCCUCCUCUGUUCCAUCAACUCCAAGCACCAGUCAGAAGGAGCUACGGAUUGAUGUUCCUCCCACUGCCAACACUCCAACACCCGUUCGUAAACAGUCCAAGCGCCGCUCCAACCUCUUCACGUCUCGGAAAGGGAGUGAUCCAGACAAAGAGAAGAAAGUCCUGGAGAGCAGAACAGAUAGCAUUGGAAGUGGCCGUGCAAUCCCAAUUAAACAGGGUGUGCUGCUAAAGCGAAGUGGCAAGUCAUUGAAUAAAGAGUGGAAGAAGAAAUACGUUACGUUGUGUGACAACGGUGUACUGACCUAUCAUCCCAGUUUACAUGACUAUAUGCAGAACGUUCACGGAAAAGAAAUCGACCUUUUGAGAACUACUGUGAAAGUGCCAGGAAAGAGGCCACCUCGAGCGACAUCAGCUUGUGCGCCCAUCUCCAGUCCCAAAACCAAUGGCAUGUCCAAAGACAUGAGCAGUUUACACAUCUCUCCUAAUUCAGGAAAUGUGACUACUAGUACGUCUGUCUCUCAGAUGGCAAGUGGGAUCAGUCUAGUCUCCUUCAACAGUCGCCCCGAUGGUAUGCAUCAGCGCUCCUACUCAGUGUCCAGUGCUGACCAAUGGAGUGAGGCGACAGUCAUUGCAAACUCUGGCAUCAGCAGUGAUACUGGUUUGGGAGAUUCUGUGUGUUCAAGUCCAAGUAUAUCCAGUACCACAAGUCCCAAACUGGAUCCUCCUCCCUCCCCUCAUGCCAACAGAAAGAAACAUCGUAGGAAGAAAAGCACUAGCAAUUUUAAAGCUGAUGGUAUCUCAGGCACUGCUGAAGAACAAGAAGAAAACUUCGAGUUUAUCAUCGUUUCCCUCACCGGCCAGACCUGGCACUUUGAAGCGACCACAUAUGAAGAAAGAGAUGCGUGGGUACAAGCCAUAGAGAGUCAGAUUCUGGCCAGUUUACAGUCCUGUGAGAGCAGUAAGAAUAAGUCCCGACUGACAAGUCAGAAUGAGGCCAUGGCCCUUCAGUCAAUAAGAAACAUCAGAGGCAAUUCUCACUGUGUGGACUGCGAGGCACAAGACCCUGACUGGGCCAGCCUGAAUCUGGGAGCCCUCAUGUGUAUCGAAUGCUCAGGUAUACACCGGAACCUUGGCACACACUUGUCACGUGUCCGGUCACUUGACCUGGAUGAUUGGCCUAUAGAACUCAUCAAGGUGAUGUCAUCCAUUGGGAACGAACUAGCAAACAGUGUCUGGGAGGAGAGUAGCCAGGGACGUAUGAAACCCUCUUCAGACUCCACAAGGGAAGAAAAAGAGCGCUGGAUACGUGCUAAAUAUGAACAGAAGCUCUUCCUUGCCCCGCUGCAGUGCCUGGAACUUUCGUUAGGCCAGCAUCUGCUCCAAGCGACAGCUGAUGAGGACUUGCGGACUGUCAUCCUGCUCCUGGCCCAUGGAACCCGGGAAGAAGUGAAUGAGACCUGCGGAGAUGGGGAUGGGCGCACAGCCCUUCACUUGGCAUGCAGGAAAGGAAAUGUAGUGUUAGUUCAGCUCUUAAUUUGGUAUGGCGUGGAUGUUAUGGCCCGUGAUGCCCAUGGGAACACGGCUUUAGCCUAUGCCAGGCAAGCCACAGGCCAGGAAUGCAUUGAUGUUCUCCUGCAGUAUGGCUGCCCUGAUGAGCGCUUUGUCCUGAUGGCUACUCCCAAUUUGUCCAGGAAGAACAAUAACAGGAACAACAGCAGUGGAAGAAUGCCCACCAUCAUCUGAGGAACCUACUCAUUUCUUCACUGACCUGAGUAACAUCCACAGCCUCAUAUUGCUCCAUUUUCUUCCCAGCUCUGACCUGUGAGUCUUAUACCUCCCCAUCUCCCUUUUCCCCUCAAUCUCUGUCCUCUCCAGAAAAAUCACAUCUGGACAAUGUGAAGGGACCAGAGGAGAAAAGGGGGCUGCAGAAACCCUUUAUUUUAAUAAAGGGUCUUGAAUAAGGAAAACUGAAAAAGGGAGGGGUUGUGAGAGAGAGUGGUUGUGAGGUCUCUAAUUAUAGCACAUGACAUGGGACCAUUUUACUAGUAGUCUUCAGGCAGAGGCUCUACAAGUGUUGAAAGAAGGGGUGGAGGGAGAAGAAAGGAGGAGGAAGAGGAGAGGAAAGAAGAAAUGGUAACUUUCCUUAACUGACGGUUAAGCACAUCAGUACAUUUCACCUCUACCAAACGGAACACUUGGAUUUCAUUCUCUUCUCCGAAGAGCUUGACGGCAUAAAUCAGAAGCAAGCACAGAGUUUGUCAGGUUUGAAGCUCCUAUGAUGGUAUGUGUCAAAUCAGUUGUAGCUAAUCUGUCCAGGGAGAAUACUGGCUUCAUUACACUUGUAUAGUUGAGUUCUUCCAGCAUUACUGCUGUUUAAUAGAACAUGAUUAGUCAUCACGGAGAAAAAAGCAUAUUAGCUGAGGAGGUAGUUACAUGGCACGCUUCGGUGAUUGCUUGGAUGUGAUUGCAAUAUUCUUAGAAGCAUCAUAUUAUCUCAGACAUGUUCUUUCAAGCCCUUGGAGCCCUCCUUUCUAAAUUCACUGUCAUAAUUUAGUAUCUGUUUAAUUUUUCAGUCCAAAGAGAGGAAAUCGGUUGCUGAGUGUUAUUUGACUGCAGUCUCCUUGGUGUAAAAACAAAAUGGAAAAAAUAAAUAAGAAUAACUAUGAAACACAAAAAGAAAUAAUGAAUACUGCUAAGGAAAAACAUUUCAAGUACAUUUAGUAAAAUAAAUAAAUGUAUUAAAGGCUACUAUUUUUUUCAGUCACAAGAAAUACGUUGUGUCAUUUUGCCAAGUAAGUGUGUUGAGUUUUUUUGGUCACUCUUGUGAUGCAUUGCCUAAAUUAUACAGAUUUUGUAUUGUGUCUUUAGAUUAUGUGUAUGUAAAUCUAUUUGAAUAAACAAGUUCAUAAA
Molecule: messenger RNA, 5208 nt
Organism: Mauremys mutica (yellowpond turtle)
Lineage: Eukaryota; Metazoa; Chordata; Testudines; Geoemydidae
Gene: AGAP1
Product: ArfGAP with GTPase domain, ankyrin repeat and PH domain 1
Exons: 19
Coding region: 634-4041 (1135 amino acids)
Cellular component (GO): nucleus
Molecular function (GO): GTPase activity; GTP binding; protein binding
Source: RefSeq, a predicted model, not a curated record